AUUCCGACUGCUUGAAUUCCCCUGGAACAACGACACCAUGGCAGAAGACACCGCCAACUCCCCGCCGGACUCUCACAUUGACCACGAGGCAGCCAUCAACUACUGGUCAUCAGUCACCCCGGACCUCAAUGGUAUCCUCGGCGGCUACCCCCAGCUCUCUCAGAUCGACCUGCGCGGGUCGAAAAGUUUUCUUGCAAAGGUCCGUCGAUCAAUUCCCUCCAUGGAAUCCAAGCCACUCCAAUUAGCUGUCGAUUGCGGUGCUGGUAUCGGUCGCAUCACCGACGGUUUUCUGAGUAAACAAUGUGAUAUGGUGGACGUUGUCGAGCCGGUGGAAAAAUUUGCAAAGGUUAUUCGCGAUGGGAAAUUAAAGCAAGAAGGGAAGAUUGGCGAUAUAUAUGUGGUAGGAUUGCAGGAUUGGGUCCCGACGAAGAAAUACGAUUUGAUUUGGAACCAGUGGUGCCUGCUGCAUCUGACGGAUGCACAGUUGGUAGAGUACCUUGACCGGUGCCGCGAUGCGCUCUCGGACGCGGGCUUGAUUGUGGUGAAAGAGAAUAUCAAUUCGAAUCCAUAUGAAGAUUUUUAUGAUGAUACGGAUAGCUCUGUUACACGGGCGGAGCAAAACUUUAGGAAAUUGUUUGCUCGGGCGGGAUAUGAAGUCGUGCGAUCUGAGGAGCAGCUGGGCUUCCCUAAGCGGCUGGGACUAUAUCCGGUGAUGAUGUACGCGCUCCGCCCUAAGAAUGAAUAGCGAUUGGAAGAGUCAUCACCCAAUUCGUCGAACCCAUGGCAUCACAGAAACGCCUGAUGAAACCGUUCGUAAAGGGGAGGGGGAAACAAAAUACGACAAUCCAAUUGCCGAUGUAAAUCUGCGACAUGAUGAAAUGACCUGUCCUAAGCUUGCAGAAUGACCCGGAAUAAAGCUGUAAAGGCACGGAAAUCCCUGCUAACGCCCUUCAAACGCCCUUGCGGAUAGAGUACACAAGACGAGUGCAAAGAAAAAGGACAUAUGUCCCCGCCG
Messenger RNA from Coccidioides immitis RS, 1015 nucleotides. Its product is annotated as N-terminal protein methyltransferase. NCBI's taxonomy places the organism in Eukaryota, Fungi, Ascomycota, Eurotiomycetes, Onygenales, Onygenaceae. Bases 38 to 745 code for a protein of 235 amino acids. Gene Ontology annotation, molecular function: N-terminal protein N-methyltransferase activity. Gene Ontology annotation, biological process: N-terminal protein amino acid methylation. The transcript has a single exon. Gene Ontology annotation, cellular component: cytoplasm. The record is from RefSeq and is a predicted model, not a curated record.